AUGUACAGGUGCCUGUCCCACGAGUACUGGCUGCCGUGCUGCCGGAACGCCGCCCGCGUCACCAGGUACCGGCCCCACGAGUUGGCCACCAGCGCGCCGCCGCCGCCCUUGCUGCUAUCAUGCGAGUGCGCUCCUUUCAUGCCGCUGUUGCUGGCGGCAGCACCGCCCGGCGAGGGCCACACCAGCGCCGCCACUAUGCGCCAGGUGAAGCGCAGCGCCGUCAGCGGCAGGUCGCCCAGCACCGUGUACUUGCGCAGCAGCGAGGUCGUGACCACCAUUCAGUCUCUGUGCAACCAGACUCACAGCAUCGACCUCCCACUUGGCGACGUACUCGCGCACAAUCUUCUGGAUCAGGUCCGUAUCCCACCACACCUUGGGGUUGUCCUGCAGCUCGGGCCGGUCGAGCGCGACGCACCGCGCCUCGUCGAUGCCGAGCGCCGCGCACGACCCCCGGAGCUCCCGCGUCCGCAGCUCCCCGAGGCCGUAGUUGUUGCCCGUCGACAUGACCAGCAGGCCGCCCUUCAUGCCGCCGCCGCCGUUCCCGCCGUCCCCGUCGCGCCGCCGCCCGCGGUCCAGCACGCCGAGCACGCUGGGCGCGAAGAAGAGGCACUCGUCGUCCGGGUGCGCCGUGACGACGAGCAGGCUGCGCGCGCCCUGCAGCCGGCGCGGCAGCAGGCGCGCGUCGCCGGCCACGACGUAGGCCAGCAGCCACUGCAGCGCGAGCGGGAGCGCGACGGCGAGCACGGCGACCCGGACGAGCCAGCGGCGGACCCGGCGCGAGGAGAGCGCCGCGGAGAGGCCCGCCGCCGCCGACGCCAGGGCUCUGCGGCCCACGAGCAUUCGGUUCAGAACUGGACGGGGGAAACGUGA
This is a messenger RNA of Thyridium curvatum, 870 nucleotides long. RefSeq lists its product as uncharacterized. The transcript has 3 exons. The coding region runs from base 1 to 870 and encodes 289 amino acids. The record is from RefSeq and is a predicted model, not a curated record. NCBI's taxonomy places the organism in Eukaryota, Fungi, Ascomycota, Sordariomycetes, Thyridiales, Thyridiaceae.